GAGCCUUAUCUACCGUUGCUUGAGCCUUAUCUACCGUUGCUUGAGCCUUAUCUACCGUUGCUUGAACCUCACCAGGAUGGCUAAAACCAGGAGAAGAGAGUGUUUCAGUAAGUGAUUUAUAUGAACAAUACAGCGCUGCCUGCCCGGGUAUCUUUGGCACUGUUGACAUCUGCGGGUGUGGUGGCACUGUAUUUAGUGAGGGUCAACUUUUCCGUCGCCAUCGUGGCUAUGGUCCGCACUGCCUCACCAAACACUAACUACACCACCACCACCGCCCCCCACACCGCCUUCUGCAGCACACUCAACCAGGUAAAUCGGUCGGUCUCGGGAGAGGAAGCGGUCGAUGUCAAGUUGGAGUCAUCAGGCAACUCUUCUCAAACAAACAACACAGCCCAAGACUUCAGUGACACGAUGGUGCUGACGGGGACAGAGAGAGGCCUGGUGCUCGGCGGGUUCUUCUACGGCUACUGCCUAACCUGCAUUCUAGGUGGGCGGCUCGGAGAGUUGUAUGGGACGAAGCGGGUGUUCGGUGGAGCCAUACUGAUUGGCGGCGUCCUUACCCUCUUCACCCCAUUGGCCGCCCGAUCUCACUACGUCGUCCUUAUGCUGCUCAGAACUGUCAUUGGUCUGUCUCAGGGUGUGGUGUAUCCGUCCAUGAACACUAUGGUCGCCAGGUGGAUCCCGCCUCUUGAACGAUCCAGGUUCAUGGCUUUCACUUAUAUGUCCAACACCCUGGGCACCAUUAUCACCAUGCCCCUGUGUGGGAUGAUCAUCGCGGAGGUGGGGUGGCCAGCCGUGUUCUACGUGACCGGGGGCGUCUCUCUGGUGUGGGUGGUGGUGUGGGCGCUGUUCAUGCACGACUCUCCCGACCAGCACCCUAAAAUCAGCCUUGAGGAGAGGAGCUACAUCCUGCACGCCAUCCAGGAGGGAACCACGCAUAACAAGCCCAGCAGGACCCCGUGGUGGAGUUUCCUCAGCAGUGCGCCACUCUGGGCCACACACGCCGCCCACACCGGCUCUAUGUUCGGCUUCAACCUACUACUCACUCAGCUCCCCAUCUACAUGAGCAGCGUCCUCGGCUUCUCCAUUAAGACAAACGGCUUCUUGUCCGCUCUACCCUUCCUGUCGAUGUUUGUAGGUGGGAACAUCGCCGGUCAGUUAAGUGAUUGGCUCGUCACCCACAAGUACCUCACUGUCUGUUGGUCUCGCAAAAUCUUCGCCACUAUUUCCUUGGUACUGCCGGGGGCGGUGUUAGUGAUAGUGGGUUAUGUAGGCUGUAACACCACCCUGGCAGUGACACUCUUCACCAUUGGCACUGCCUUCAGUGGGGCCAUCUGCUCCGGCCAUCGCGUUAACCACCUAGAUCUCGCGCCAAAUUUUGCAGGAACAACUUCAGGCAUGAGUAACGCUUUGGCCUUCGGGAUAGUGACGAUUGUGCCAGUGGUUGUAGGUGCCAUGACCUCAAACCAGAGCCUCGAGGAGUGGCAGUCGGUGUUCUGGCUAACAGGUGUCGUGUACGUCGUCACCUCCGCCGUGUUCGUUAUCUUCGGUUCAACAGACAUCCAGCCGUGGAACUUCCCGCAGGAGGACGAGACACAACAGCCAUCUGAGGAGGAGACGGAGUUCCUUUAACCCUUUCAGGACAAUUACUCAAACACAAGACAACAAUACAUAUUUGCUCCAAACAAGGCUAACAAAGUACUCGGGUUCAUACAAAGGAGUGUAAGUAAACAAAAAAUAAAUGCAGUUAUUUAAU
Messenger RNA from Homarus americanus (American lobster), 1756 nucleotides. Its product is annotated as putative inorganic phosphate cotransporter. The coding region runs from base 121 to 1632 and encodes 503 amino acids. The record is from RefSeq and is a predicted model, not a curated record. NCBI's taxonomy places the organism in Eukaryota, Metazoa, Arthropoda, Malacostraca, Decapoda, Nephropidae. Gene Ontology annotation, biological process: transmembrane transport; monoatomic anion transport. Gene Ontology annotation, cellular component: plasma membrane. The transcript has 12 exons. Gene Ontology annotation, molecular function: transmembrane transporter activity.